GCCUCUCCACAGCGACAGAAGGAGAGAGAGAGAGAGAGGAAGAAAAGGGGGGAGAGACCUAAACGACUGACUGGAGGUUCAUCCAAGCGCUCAGGACGCACAAUCAGCGCUCCAAAAAGGGACUCCAAAAAAAGAAAAAGAAGCAGAAACCCUUCAGCGCUCUUUCAGUCUUCCCAUCCAACAGUGCAAGUGGAUGUUAUUUACACCUCUAAAGACUUGUGUUCAUUUUUUUGUGCGUUUACUCGCAUAGACUGACUGGAAAGCUCGGAUUUUGAGGACAGCUGCUUGUUUUUUUCAGAAAAAGAAAUCUUUAUUUUUUACUUGUGAAGACAUGCAUCGGUGCACAGCAGUGCUACUUUUGUUAGUGGUGGCCUUAUACUUCCUGAGCGCAGAAGCCUACAAGUGCAGGUGCACCAGAAAAGGACCAAAGAUCAGAUACAAGGAUGUACAGAAGCUGGAGAUCAAACCCAAACACCCGUUCUGCCAAGAGAAGAUGAUAUUUGUGACGAUGGAGAACGUGUCCCGGUUCAAAGGGCAGGAGUAUUGUCUUCAUCCCAAACUUCAAAGCACCAAGAAUCUGGUCAAAUGGUUCCGCAUCUGGAAGGACAAGCACAGGGUGUACGAAGCCUAAAACCUUGGCAACCCAUCACGUGAGGAUCAAGUGAGACGAAAAAAAGACGACAACACCACCAGGACUGUUUUUGUGAAGUACAAGAUGUAACCUGCAAUCAAACUGUACUUCUCCCUCUUCUGCCUGAGAUCUGUCAAGCACAUUAAGAGAUAUCUACUGUAUAGUUCGUAUAUAAACAGGUGGGCUUGUUUUAGUCGGCCAUCAGUCUAGUCACAGUCACUCACCACUCCUUUACAACUGUAGUUAUACUUGUCAAAUAGUGGACGAGACACCACCGUCUGUGUUCAAACAGUUGUAGGUUUGUUCGGUUAUUAUUUAAAGGGACUUUGCUCUUGGCUUUUAGGCUUCUUUCCAAGUGAAGAAUGUGUAAUUCUGAAGAGACGGGGAAAAUCCUCCUUUGAAAAAUACAGUCUCAGAUUUUCACUGCUUUGUAUUCAGCAUGACAGGUAUGAUAGUUGUACAAUGCCAGCAUUUAGGAUCUGGUUACCCGUGUUUAAGAGGUUGCAGCGAUAAAGGUUCUCGGUGAAUUUAAUUCUCUGUAUUUGUCGAGGAGAGUCGGUCAGUGUGUGGUGACUUAUAAUACAGAAGUUACUAUUGUUCAGUCAGAUAGAGGGGAUCCACCACAGUGUGUGUGUGUGUGUGUGUGUGUGUGUUUACCAUGCCCAUGCUAGUCAUAUGUGUCAGACAAGUACACCACUCUGCAGCAAACAUUUUGUAAUAAUAAUAUCUUACUUAACCUGCAGGGUUUAGUUACAGCAGACAAUAAAUAAUACAAAUAGUUCAUUUGUGCCAUUGCUACAUACAGUAAAGUCUGUGGAUUUGAGCUCAUUCAGUAACUUGACUAUUGUAUUCAUUAAGAAAACAAAACUGUCUGCAGUUUACAUCUACAGAGAAAUAUCUUACAUAUAUUUUCACUGGUUGAAAGAUUUUCAUUCCACCUCUUGAAAUAAAGUAAUUACGCAAUAACUGACACAUAACUAUUGAGCUAUAAUAGCAUCCUUAAAGGAUAAGGCUGUCAAUAUUCUAUAUUUUCAUUAUUGUUAAUAAAUACCAUGAAAAUAACAAAACCAACAAUGUGUUGGUCCAUCUCAAGCACUUCCUGACCUCCCAAUGUUGUCAGAAACUCAUGUGCUCCUCCUGUUUAAAAACUAGUUGGUAAUAUACACUGUCAUUUUUUUUAAAUGCUAAAUAAUUUCCUAAAACAGCUGGCCACUGUGGCUUUUAGCAAAUGUUACUCAAACAGAAAUGAAUAAUGUAUUUUAUGGGGAUUAUUUUCAGCUGCUGAUAAAUACAUGUAGUAUUUGCAGCACCAGGACAGUGUAACAGUGAGGGUCAUGGAUGUGUUUUUAACCGUUUUUGGACAAUAAUGGAGCUCUAUGGCACAGAGGAAUACGAUAUAUAAUGUACAAAGGCAAUACUUGUUAAUAGAAUAAAUUCAUCAUUGGUUUUGAUGUAUUCAUGGGAUUUGUUGACAGUAAGAAAAAUGUAGAAUAUCAUCAGAGUUGCUUAAAAUGGACAUUGGACUGUGUGAUUACGUUGGUAUGAAAAUGAGCAUUACCAGUGCACAGGAAUUCAAAAAUGUAUAUUUUUGCAUUGAAAAGGGACAAUUUGGCUAAAAAUUCAAAUACUCCUAACUAUAGUCGCUGACCACACACAAAACAACAUAAUUACAUUACAGCAUAUAUUUAAAUAUAAGGCUAAUGAUCAUUUUAACUCUCUCCUACAGUCUAUGUGGGUGAUGAUACUCUGCUCUUUAAUAAUCCUUUCUCUCCUCCAGUAGAUCUCCUGAACAAUAAAUGUGUUAUUAUUUUGUAUGCUGUGGAUACACUUUGUAAUAACGACUGUCUGGUGAUGUUUUGUUGCCACCAAACAGAAUUCACACACAAAUAUAUCUGCAUAUAUACAAAACACCACAUUUUCUUUACCUUUUGAAGAAUGUGCAUUACUCUUGUUUUAUAUCUUAUAUAUAAAUAUAUAUAAAGAAGCAUUUUGUAAAUGGACCAUUAUAGCCUAUAUGUUAGUGAGAAUGAAUUCACCUUAAGACUUUAUAGUGUCAUGUAUAUUGUAUUACUGAAUUAUAGUUGUUUUGCUAUUUAAAUCUUGGUUUGGUAACAGAUAUUUGGAGGGUGAGUGUUUGGACUGGCCCACCAAACACACAGUUAAACAUUCCAUUGAGUGUAAAACAAUAAACUCAGCAAUAAAGUGUCUAUAGAGCA
This is a messenger RNA of Thunnus maccoyii (southern bluefin tuna), 2847 nucleotides long. RefSeq names its product chemokine (C-X-C motif) ligand 14 (gene cxcl14). Gene Ontology annotation, molecular function: chemokine activity. NCBI's taxonomy places the organism in Eukaryota, Metazoa, Chordata, Actinopteri, Scombriformes, Scombridae. The record is from RefSeq and is a predicted model, not a curated record. The coding region runs from base 332 to 631 and encodes 99 amino acids. Gene Ontology annotation, cellular component: extracellular region. The transcript is spliced from 4 exons. Gene Ontology annotation, biological process: cell chemotaxis; antimicrobial humoral immune response mediated by antimicrobial peptide.